This is a messenger RNA of Seriola dumerili (greater amberjack), 2181 nucleotides long. RefSeq names its product receptor accessory protein 1 (gene reep1). Gene Ontology annotation, molecular function: microtubule binding. The record is from RefSeq and is a predicted model, not a curated record. The coding region runs from base 40 to 969 and encodes 309 amino acids. Gene Ontology annotation, cellular component: cytoplasmic microtubule; endoplasmic reticulum tubular network; endoplasmic reticulum membrane. Gene Ontology annotation, biological process: endoplasmic reticulum tubular network organization. The transcript has 8 exons. Lineage: Eukaryota; Metazoa; Chordata; Actinopteri; Carangiformes; Carangidae.
CUCCCCGCAGACAGCGCGUCCUGUCGCCUCUCCAGCGCAAUGGUCUCCUGGAUCAUCUCUAGACUUGUGGUACUUGUGUUUGGUACACUAUAUCCUGCGUACUCGUCUUAUAAAGCUGUGAAAUCGAAAGAUGUGAGAGAAUAUGUGAAAUGGAUGAUGUACUGGAUAAUAUUUGCCCUAUUCAUGACGGUGGAAGUAUUUACAGAUAUGUUCCUUUGUUGGCUUCCUUUCUACUAUGAACUGAAGAUAGCCUUUGUGGUGUGGAUGUUGUCCCCUUACACUAAAGGCUCUAGUGUGCUAUACAGGAAGUUUGUUCAUCCCACGCUUUCCUCAAAAGAAAAGGACAUUGACGACUACAUCUGCCAAGCCAAGGACAAAAGCUAUGACACACUGGUGCAUUUUGGGAGAAAAGGGUUGAAUGUUGCAGCCACAGCUGCAGUCAUGGCUGCAACAAAGGGCCAAGGAGUCCUGUCAGACAGACUGAGGAGUUUCAGCAUGCAGGAUCUAUCUUCCUACCAGUCUGACUCCGAUAACACUGACCCCGGCACUACGCAGUCUGCAGCAGCACAGCAUCGGACCAGAACUAUGAUGCGCAGCAAGUCAGAGAGCUACAAAGGACAGGAUUUUGACAUGACUGAGUAUGAGAUGUUGGGGUUGGACCAAUGGCACUCCAAGAAGUCGCUCUCCCAGACCAUUUCACCUUCUGAGUCUGAGUCCACACCCAUUACGCCCUCACUGACACCCCAGUCCAGCCCACCCUCCACACCCUCUCCACCUCCCACUCCCUCUCCACCUCCCACUCCUCCAGUUCCAGAGCAGCCAGUGGAGGUGGGUAAAGAGGUGCAGGCAGCGUUGAGCACUCCACAGCUCAAGCUGAUUAAGAGGAAGGCUCCUGAGCCUCCUCUUAGAGUCCUACGGCCUCUCACAAGAUCCAGGAGUGCUCUUUCUUCAAACAAUGAAGCCAUGUGAAACUGUCCUCAAGACUACUCCAGCUGCCUUGCUGCAAGAAGUAAAAAUACUGAAUGGCCAAAAGCUACAUGACUGAAGCAGCCUUGCUUUGGAAUAAGGUGUUACCAAAGUGACCUAUGAUGACCCCUCUAUAUAUAGUACAGUAUAUAGCUUGUGGCUCAUGAUUAAAUAAAUGAGGUUUGUGACACUGAGAUAGGAAAAAUUAAUGAAUGGCGCCAUGCUGAUAGACACUUUGAGUUUAUGGGUUAUUGAAUAUGUAUUUAUGUACAGUUUGUGUGAACUCCAUCUUUCUGAUUUGAUCAUUUUUAUAUAUCAGGUUUGGGUAGGCAAUUGCAUGUGUGUCUUCCCAGUUAUUAGUCCACUGUUUAUUAAACAGAAUGUAUUGUCACUGGAUACUACAGCUGGCAUUGAGAACGACGUGGUCUCUGUUAGAGAAUGUGUUACAAGCCAAGGAUCAAAACAAAAGGCAAGGCUGUUUUUGCCCAUGAUCUAUCUGUUCUGGAGCUGAAUUCUGCACUGAUUAAUUACUACAUCAAGCUAUUGAGAAAUUGGUCAAUUACCCCAAACAAAAAAAAUCGUAUACUUUAUAUAAACUUGUACCUUAUAGUGAUGAAAAGUCAGACGGCUGUGGCAGACAAUAUUCUGUUAUUUACCUCUCUAUCAAAGCCUUAAAGAACAAGAUAGCAGAGACAUGAAAAUAUAUGUCUAAACACGUGAUAUGACAAUUUGUAACACAACUAUGUUCUCAUUUAACAAUCAUUUUUGCACUAUGUUUAGAAUAUAAAUAACUUCCCUCAGUACUCAAUGAAAUUGCCAAAAAUGACAUAAAACAGUAAUCAUUAUAAAUUAGUAGCUGAAUAUUAUCGUGAAUAAUUUUAGUAUCAUUAUCAUUCAUUUCCUCUGUGGUAAAGAAAUUACUUGUGUAAGAAGUAAUAACACCAGUAUCAAAGAUAAAAGUCAUCACCACAAGAAGUUUUCUCAGUGGAGCAGACUGUUUUGACAAUCUACUGUUCAGUUUCUAAACACAUUUUUUCAUGUAUUUGAACACUUAUUUGGCAAUUUAAGGCCAAUUAGGAAUAUGUCUCUUUCAGCUGUAGCAGAGAUAGAUAUGAAUCAUUAUUUACUAUAUAUAAACAUGGUUCUUUUUCCAUGUAUGAAAUCACUGUGUAAUGUUCUGCUGUUAACUGAGCAACACUAAACCUAAUGAUCUUA